Paramecium sonneborni is the source of this 534-nucleotide messenger RNA. The record is from the annotation of a GenBank genome assembly. NCBI's taxonomy places the organism in Eukaryota, Ciliophora, Oligohymenophorea, Peniculida, Parameciidae.
AUGAAAAUCAAGUUUUAAUACUCAAAAAUUCUUGAAGCAAUAAAUAAGAACUUAAUCAAACCCAAUAAAAAAGUUGAAAUAAGACUAGAUAGAUUAUCCAUGGAUCCUCAUCAUUAUUGGAUUGCUAUAGGAAAAGGAAUGGAAAGACCUUUUACAGGAGAAUUUUGGGAUGUAAAAUUUAUUAUUAAUGCAAGCAAAAUAAAUAAGGGGUAUACUAAUGUUUUCAUUGCUAAAAUUCUUUAUUUGAAAGUGAUACCAAAUAUUAAGCAUAAACAGGUUAUGCAUCAUUUUAUUAGCAUUACAAAAAUAGUGUGAAAAUUAUUGAAACAAAAGAAAAAUAUGUAAUUUUAUAACAAUAAAGAGGUACUCAGCUAUUUAGUGUAUGAAUUGUUAAUCUUAUAUUGGAUAAAUAUCAAAAGACGGACCACCACCAACAUUUUUAAGAUAUUCAAUUAAUUCUGGUGCUUUGAGAUUUUAUCAACCAAAAAAAAAUUAGGUAAAUCAAAAAUAAUCAUAAUAAUAAUGAUAAUUGAG